Messenger RNA from Vespula vulgaris, 3143 nucleotides. Its product is annotated as extracellular signal-regulated kinase 2-like. Gene Ontology annotation, cellular component: cytoplasm; nucleus. NCBI's taxonomy places the organism in Eukaryota, Metazoa, Arthropoda, Insecta, Hymenoptera, Vespidae. The record is from RefSeq and is a predicted model, not a curated record. Gene Ontology annotation, molecular function: MAP kinase activity; ATP binding. Gene Ontology annotation, biological process: intracellular signal transduction; protein phosphorylation. The transcript has 11 exons. Bases 1 to 2475 code for a protein of 824 amino acids.
AUGCGGCGCGUCCCGCGAGCGCCGUUUCCGCCUGAAAUCCCUCGUGAGCUAUACUCGAAAAGUCUCAUCGACGAGAAAAUACCAACCACGACGAUCAAAAGGACGAAGACGACGAUAACAGCGUCCAACAGAAGUACGAUGUCCGCCAAGAAAAACACCACAAAGGUUUCCGAGAUCGACGCUCACGUCAGCAAUCAGUACGACAUCAUUCGACGUCUCGGCAAAGGGGCAUACGGCAUAGUAUGGAAGGCGAUAGAAAAGAAAACGAAGGAAACGGUGGCAGUGAAGAAGAUCUUCGAUGCAUUUAGAAAUCAAACAGACGCACAGCGUACUUUCCGUGAAAUAAUGUUUCUGCUAUCGUUUUCCAAUCACGAGAACAUCGUACGACUGAUCGGCCUACACAAGGCGGACAACGAUCGGGACAUUUAUCUCGUAUUCGAGUACAUGGAAACCGAUCUCCACAACGUCAUUAAGAAGGGCAACAUCCUCAAGGACAUCCAUAAGGUCUUCAUCAUGUAUCAAUUGUUCAAGGCUAUCAAGUAUAUACACUCCGGUAACGUCAUUCACAGAGACUUGAAGCCAUCGAACGUCUUGCUGAACGCUCAAUGCCAUUGCAAGAUAGCUGACUUUGGUCUAGCGCGAUCCGUCACACAUAUCGGUGAAGGUGAUGGUGAAACCGGAAGCGACCCAACUCUGACCGAUUACGUCGCUACGAGAUGGUACCGUGCACCGGAAAUACUGAUCGCCUCGAAAAGGUACACGAAAGGCAUCGACAUGUGGUCCCUAGGUUGUAUUCUCGGUGAGAUGUUGCUCGGCAAGCCUCUAUUUCCUGGUUCAUCGACGAUAAAUCAAGUCGAGAGAAUAAUGGCUACACUUCCAGCACCAACGGAAGAAGAUUUGAUUUCGGUUAGUGCUGGUUAUGGUACUAAUUUGCUGGAAAAAAGUCCAGUUGGUCCAAAACGUUCCUUGAAGGAUUUAUUACCUGAUGCAUCGAAAGAAGCUUUAGAUCUCAUUUGUCAUCUGAUAGUGUUCAAUCCGACGCAUCGAUUGACGGCAGUCGAAGCUCUGGAACACAUCUAUGUAGUUAGUUUUCACAGAAGAGGAAACGAACCUUCAAGAAGUACCAGCGUAGUACCAUUGCUAAGGGACGACGUACAACUUUCAGUCGAAGAAUACAGGAAUAAGCUCUAUGCGAUGAUGGAUGAGAAGCAUAGGAAGCAUAAAAAUAUGUCGAAAGCGAGAGUUAGACGUCUUUCGGAACAUAUCAGAAAGGAAACGUACAACUCUACGAACAAUGGAAACUUUGUAGUCGGUCAAGGUGACGUAAUAACUGGUAAAAAUCUUCGCUCUUCGUGCGGCGAUCUGCGUAACAACAAAAACCAUUUCCAGGCAUCGCAACAAACAAACGCACGAGCAAGUUUGGCAAACAGAAAAGUAAUAACGACGUCACAAGGUCGAUCAAGUGACGAAAGUGCUCGAGUUGGCAAAACGAGGACAAUAAGUACGUCAGGGAAUAUAUCGAUACAAGAUAAUACAAAGAAUAAUCUGCACAACGGUAAAAAUCCGACCUCUCAAUAUGCUUAUAAUCUUUCGAACGGUCAUCUAGGAAAUUUACCAGCGGGAACAACAAAAAGUUGUCUUUGUUUGAGUCAACAAAAUCAACAUCUGUCGAAAUCUCAAAGAUCCAUACAAUCGGAUCAAGUGACAGCGUAUGGCGCGAAUGUAAGGUGUAACCAAUUAGGAGGAACGUCACGCAUGAAACUACGAAGAGGAUGCGAUAGGCAAACGCGUUCGACUCAGCAUCAACGUCCGCCGAUAGUAAACAACAUCGAUCGGUCGAAAACAACGGCGUUGAAGUCAUUGAAUGAGACUAACGAUUCGAAGCUCGGUUUAUUAAGGUAUACUAAGUAUUUAACUACGAUGUUAAACAACAACAAUAAUAAUAACAACAGGGUAACGAAGCACUUCGUAACGACUUCUCCGAUCAAUAGUAACAUUUUGAAUGGGAUCGGUAAUAGCAGUAACAGCGGAGGAAGUGCAAGCAGUUCUGAACUUUACGCUCCUCGACGGUCGACUUCGCAAUUUCAAAUCGUUAGAAAUUAUUUAAAUCAGACGUUGCCGGUUCAUUCAUCGUCGGUUCAGCAACAGCAUCAACAACAUCAUCAGCAUCAGCAACACCAACAACAACAGCAACAUCAUCACCGUCAAAAAGAAAGUCGUGGAUCGGAAAAAAUUACGUCGAAAAUGGACAAGUUUAAUCCAAUCAAUAAUUAUUAUCUUAAAAGUUCAACGUUGAAGAGACCAGAGAUAUCAAAGAUUCAAACGAGACACAGUUUCGGUGGAUUUAGUGUUCUCGAUAAAAAUAAGAACCCGAUCGAAAUUAGCUCGCGAACUAUCGAUAGUACCAAUCAAAGUCAUGGUAUUAUUACCGCUUCGGUUUAUAAGGAUUUACGUAAUGGGAUUAUAAGGUGGUGAUAAAUGGACGAAGAGCUUCCGAUAGAAACAGUGAGAGUGAAAAAGAAAUAGAAAGGAAGAGGGAGAAACUAUGAUUCGUUUCUGUAAUAAAGCGGAAUAACAAAGGAUAAAAUCGUGUUUUCGAUCGAUUAAAGAAAAUUCGCAGAAACGUAUCAUCUUACUCACUCCUGUUUCUUCGUCGAAAGUCAUUUCGUCCUGGAUAGAUGUAUACAUUCUUUAAUAAAAAAAAAAAAAAAAGAAAAAAGAAAAAAACAAACAAACAAAUAAACAAAAAAGAACAGAGAGAGAUCCGAAGACGUUAGAUGAAAAACGUGAAAUCGCUAGUACUAGGUUUUCCUAGGUCCGAUAUUUUUAAGAGUAACGUCUGAAACUUGUCGACGGAUACAUAAAUUUACAAGUAUUACACUGUUUACAUCGGAUGGAGAGAAAAAGAGAGAAAAAGAAUUAUAACAAAGAAGAAGCUUUCGUCCGUGUUACUUUCUCUCGCAUGAUGUUCUCACAUCUUUGAUUGUGUAUCUUUCUAGAGUAACUUACAAUUAGUAUAGCCUUUUAAUAUUCACUCGUCCACGUGAUCGUUCAUUAAUAACAUCUUGCGCGAGAAAGUCAAAUGACAAAGCUUACUAGAUCAUUCGUAAAGAAUUACGGUAAUUAUAUAACGUACUUGGAAA